Molecule: messenger RNA, 923 nt
Organism: Enhydra lutris kenyoni (northern sea otter)
Lineage: Eukaryota; Metazoa; Chordata; Mammalia; Carnivora; Mustelidae
Gene: ETHE1
Product: ETHE1, persulfide dioxygenase
Exons: 7
Coding region: 47-802 (251 amino acids)
Biological process (GO): glutathione metabolic process; hydrogen sulfide metabolic process
Molecular function (GO): sulfur dioxygenase activity
Source: RefSeq, a predicted model, not a curated record
CCCAUCCCCUCCUCCCACGCGAGGCCGGUGUGGGGCGUCAGUACGCAUGCGCAGUCGCAGCCAGCGGAGGCUGCUGCGGGGGAGAAGAAAUGGAAGGAGGGGUGGGUGCGCAAGGCAGAUGUUUGAGCCCAAGAGCUGCACCUACACCUACCUGCUGGGUGACAGAGAGUCCCACGAGGCCGUUCUGAUCGACCCGGUUCUGGAGACGGCACCUCGGGAUGCCCAGCUGAUCAAGGAAUUGGGGCUGCGGCUGCUGUAUGCUGUGAAUACCCACUGCCACGCGGACCACAUUACUGGCUCAGGGCUGCUCCGGUCCCUACUCCCCGGCUGCCAGUCUGUCAUCUCCCGCCUUAGUGGGGCCCAGGCUGACUUGCACAUUGAGGAUGGAGACUCCAUCCACUUCGGGCGCUUCGCCUUGGAGACCCGAUCAAGCCCUGGCCACACCCCAGGCUGUGUCACCUUUGUUCUGAAUGACCACAGCAUGGCCUUCACAGGAGAUGCCCUGCUCAUCCGAGGGUGUGGACGGACGGAUUUCCAGCAAGGCUGUGCUAAGACCUUGUACCACUCAGUCCACGAAAAGAUCUUCACGCUUCCAGGAGACUGUCUGAUCUACCCUGCUCAUGAUUACCGUGGGCUCACAGUGUCCACCGUGGAGGAGGAGCGGACUUUGAACCCGCGGCUCACCCUCAGCUGUGAGGAGUUUGUCAAGGUCAUGGACAACCUGAACUUGCCCAAGCCUCAGCAGAUAGACUUUGCUGUUCCAGCUAACAUGCACUGUGGGAUCCAGACCCCCCCUACCUGACCUUGUUUUGUCAGGUGCUCAUUUCCGUUAAGAAUGCACUAGGCGGGGUACAGAGAGAGGUGCCAUCGCCAGGCCUCUCUCCUUCCCCUCCCUCACCAGCCCCUGAGCUUCUCAAAUAAAU